This is a messenger RNA of Phyllostomus discolor (pale spear-nosed bat), 1812 nucleotides long. RefSeq names its product lymphocyte specific protein 1 (gene LSP1). NCBI's taxonomy places the organism in Eukaryota, Metazoa, Chordata, Mammalia, Chiroptera, Phyllostomidae. The transcript is spliced from 11 exons. The record is from RefSeq and is a predicted model, not a curated record. Gene Ontology annotation, molecular function: actin binding. Bases 10 to 1383 code for a protein of 457 amino acids. Gene Ontology annotation, biological process: signal transduction.
AGGGCCGCCAUGUCCCGGGGGCCUCUGGGGGCCUCUGGGGACCCGGUCGGGACCAGCAGGGUGAGGACCGGGGCCUGCAGCCUGCUGGGCUGGCCCGAGGGGGUUGGGGGAAGCCAGGCCUCCAAACCACAGUGUCCAAAGGGGCGUGGCUGCCUCGGGCCCACCCAAGGCCCAGAUCUGGGGGUGGGGUGGCCCCCCGCCCUGGCAGGGCCGGGCGUCCGGUGGGCGGCGCCGCCUCGGGACGGGGUGGUCUGUCGGCCAGAGCGGGUGCUGGCCUGGGAGCCUGAGCGAGCCGGCAGCAGGGGGCACAGGGACCGAGUGGCCCAGCCCCUUGGGCAGGGUGUCAGGGCAGGAGCCCAGAGCGCUGAAGCUCAGGCCUGGCUCCAGCUCGAGCCUGGGGACAGGCGCCGGGCAGAGCGACCCGCCCCCCAGUGGAGCCCGGAGGAUGAGGACGAGACUGCCCAGGAGCAAGGCCGGCAGGAGGGGGACAGCCUGCGGGCCCAGGACCAGGACGGCGGUGGCCAGUCCCCCGAGUCCCCGGGGUCUCCGGAGCAGGAGAAGCUCCUGACGCCCUCGGAGUGCCCCGGCCUGGACGAGGAUGAGGGGUUCAGCGACUGGGCCCAGAGGCCGGAGCCGCAGCCGUCCCCUCAGGGAGAGGGUGCAGAGGACGAGGCGGUGGACGAGGACAGGCCCUGCGGGGACCAGGGAGGUGACCAGCUGAGCCCCACUGGAGCCCGCCUGGAGGGGCUGCGUCUGAGCCCUGGCUCCGAGCCCCUGGAGGGGCCGGGGUCGGAGGGUGCGGAGCCUGUGGGCCCCGAGGAGACCGGUGGGAGCAGCCUGGGCCCCGAGGUGGAGGAGCAGCCCCAGGAACGCCAGCAGCGCCGGACCCCGAGCCCCUUGGUCCUAGAGGGCACCGCAGAGCCGGGCUCGCCUCCCCUGAGCCCCGGCAGCAAUAUCGUCGACCGGACCGAGUGCCUGAACCGCUCCAUCCAGAAGAGUAACAGUGUGAAGAGGUCCCAGCCCGUCCUGCCCGUGUCCAAGAUCGACGAGCGGCUGGAGCAGUACACCCAGGCCGUCGAGACGGCUGGCCGGACCCCCAAGCUAGCCCGUCAGCCCUCCAUCGAGUUGCCCAGCAUGACGGUGGCGAGCACCAAGAGCCGGUGGGAGGCGGGGGAGGUGCAGACUCAGUCUCCGGCCAAGGGCCCCUCCUGCAAGGACAUCGUAGCUGGGGACAUGAGCAAGAAGAACCUCUGGGAGCAGAAAGGAGACUCCAAGACACCCACGGCAGCUAAGGGCACCCCAUCUGGGAAGAGGUACAAAUUCGUGGCCACUGGACACGGGAAGUACGAGAAGGUGCUGAUGGACGAGGGCUCCGAGCCCUAGGCCUCCCCUCCUGCGUCCUGAGGCCAGGCACCGCCGGCUGCCAUCUCCUGCCACAUGCCCCGUCCACGCUCCCAGGGGCGAGUCCGCCCGAUGCCCACCCCCUGCCCCGCCGAAGAUGCUGCUGCCCACAGCCCACCUGCCUGCCCAUGCCCCUCCACAAGCUGCCGCUGCUGCCACCGCUGUCCCCCACGCUCCCCUGCCCGCCGGCUCUGCCUCUCCCGGCUGGGGAGGCAAGGGGUCCUCCCCAAUGCUUGGCUGAGGGGACUGUCCCCACGGAGGCCGAGCAGAGACAGGGCACCCGCCAGGCCUCACCCCCGCUGGGAGCCCCCGAGGCCCGUGCAGGGCGCUCAGGCCAGUGCGCCCCACCCACCCCGUCCCCCGAUUGCGGCCCCCCCACCGUUGUGCACAAUAAAGCUCUUUCUGCCCCCA